AUGAGCGUUACCGAGAAAAUGGUUGCAUCGCUAGUGCAGCGAAGUCUCUCUAACGAUGUCAGUUCAGCCCUUACUAGCUGGGAUAGUUGUAUGGCUAAAGCUUAUUGCAAGUGGCCCGUCAUCGCCGGUAUCAUCGUCGGGUCUAUCAUUAUCCUGGGUAUAGCGGGUUGUCUGAUCAGCUGCCUGUGUUGUGGUUACCGAUGCUGCGAGGGAUGUUGCGGCUGCUGCUACAGAUGUUGCGAUUGCGGUGGCUCUCGACACAAUCGGCGCAGAGGUAACAAAUACGUGGAUGAACCCCCGCCGCAGCCAUACUAUCAACAACCUCCACCUCCAGAACCCAUGAAUUUCGGAUACAGACAACCUGUUGCGGCUGCAUCAUCGCUAGCAUCGACCGCGCCGCCGCCCGCAUAUCGCGGCCCUCAAACUGCUACAUUUGACCAACCGAGCAAACCAGUUGUUGUCAAUGAAGAUGAACUCCCACCAAUGCCUACUUGGGCUGAUGCCCAAACACGACGCGUGGAGGAUCCAGAUGCAGAGCAUGAAGAGGUGGAAAUGGAUAAUUUGGCCGGGAUCAGAGAUCAGUCCAAGAGCCCUUUUCAUCAUGAUGCUGUUGCGCCCGCCCCGGUGGCCGGAGGUUUGUCUCGAGGAAUGUCUCGAGGUGGAUAUACCCAAGUGCCUGCCAAUUAUCCUAGCCCGCAUCCAAGCCCUCGCCCAUUGUACGACGAGGGAUACUCUCCUAACGGAGGAGUUGGUGGAUACGGCGGCCACGGCGAGUAUCAAGAUGGGUAUCAUAACGAAGAACAAGGAAAUUACUAUGGUUCCCCGGCGGAUGCACAUUAUUUCAACCAAGAUCCCCAUUCGCUAGGUACUGGUUUUGGCCAACUGCCUGCAGGCUAUAGUCCUCGAGCAUUACCACAACCAUCUCCAGCGCCGUAUCGAGGUUUUGAUAACCAGCCUCCUCCUAGAGCCCCAGUGCCAAAUUUCAGCGCACCAGGAAAUGUUUAUGGCGGCCAGAUCCCAUCUCCAAGGUCACCACCACCGGCCAUGGGUGCUGGGUACUCGCCAUAUGACCAACAGUCACAACAAUAUCGUCAACUAACACAUAGCCCACCGCCACCAGCAAUGCAUCCAGCCAUGCAACCAUCAUCAAUGGGGAGCGGAUACUCCCCAUACGACCACGAUCAGCUACCGCAGCAGCAACCUUCGUCGGGAUAUUCGCCAUACGACCAUCAAACAGAACCGCAAUACGGAGUACCACAAACUCACAGCCCCCCACCACCCCAACCAACGUUACAACAACAACAACAAGGAGGUCAAUACCGCGCGUUUUCACCGCGAAUCGCCUCCCCUGGUCCUCCUUCCCCUCAUCAAGCAACAGCCCCGACUUCAUUACUAGAGGACCCAUCUGCGAACAACGAAGAUCGACCACCGAGUUUGCUCAUGGCUGGACGACGACCUGCCCCGAAUAGUUACCGAGCUGUAUAA
Messenger RNA from Talaromyces atroroseus, 1485 nucleotides. RefSeq lists its product as hypothetical. Gene Ontology annotation, cellular component: cellular bud neck; plasma membrane. Bases 1 to 1485 code for a protein of 494 amino acids. NCBI's taxonomy places the organism in Eukaryota, Fungi, Ascomycota, Eurotiomycetes, Eurotiales, Trichocomaceae. The record is from RefSeq and is a predicted model, not a curated record. The transcript is spliced from 2 exons.